Molecule: messenger RNA, 759 nt
Organism: Aspergillus uvarum CBS 121591
Lineage: Eukaryota; Fungi; Ascomycota; Eurotiomycetes; Eurotiales; Aspergillaceae
Exons: 2
Coding region: 52-678 (208 amino acids)
Source: RefSeq, a predicted model, not a curated record
GCCUGGCACAUUCCCUGUCUGAUCGUCCCGUCCUGCUAAAUUUCCUUCCAAAUGUUCUUCCGACAAGCGCUCCUUGCCAGCACGGCGGUCUUGUCCUUGUCAGUGGCCCUCCCCACAGCCGACCCAAGCCUUCCAUACCUGCUGUCUCCGCGGGACGAUACGCAGUGCGGUGCUGGGACGACCUUCUAUGCGUGUUAUCUGAACCACUUCCGGGGAUGCUGCUCUGUUGAUCCCUGCGCCCUGGAGGCGGGCACCCAGGUCUUCCAGCCACAGAUGGAGAUGAUCUUCCCGACCGAGCCAACCGCCUCUCCCAUUCCCACCCCGGAUUUGAAUCUCUCCCGCUCCGCCACCACUCAAUGGGACCAACUGAUGACCUUCACCCUGCCCAGCGAGGCCCGCCAGUGCACUCUCGGCUGGACCAUCCCCGCCCGCCGCAACUUCACUGCGGGCUCCAACGCCUUGGUCCGCGUUCUGGAGAACGUCGCUCCCGGCAAUAUCACCCGCAUCGGCGCGGCAGAUUUCUCCUACUGGCCGCAGACCCCCGGACCUCACGAGGCUCUGGUUGGAACCUUGGAUUGUAAAGAGCAACUGCAGUUUCACUUGACUUUGGAACAUCGAGAUGCUGUCUUCAUGGCCCAGGAUGCGCAGACGGGCUGGUGGGUGCGAUACACAUGCUGAUGAACGGAUAACAGAAGUGAUGCAAGGUUGCAUGGAGGGUUCGGCGCUGACGCUUAUUCUUGUAUUUCACUUGGCCACUUG